Ustilago hordei is the source of this 1401-nucleotide messenger RNA. RefSeq lists its product as uncharacterized. NCBI's taxonomy places the organism in Eukaryota, Fungi, Basidiomycota, Ustilaginomycetes, Ustilaginales, Ustilaginaceae. The record is from RefSeq and is a predicted model, not a curated record. The coding region runs from base 1 to 1401 and encodes 466 amino acids. The transcript has a single exon.
AUGGUGCGCAAAACCCUCCUCUCCUCACUUUCCACCCUCGCCCUUACCCUCAUCUCCUCAGUCACCGCAACCGAAAACUACAUCGUCUCCGGAGACCGCUGGCACGAUACAUCCUCCAGCUACAUCAACGCCCAUGGAGCGGGUCUUCUCCAUGACUCCUCCGCCUCUCUUUGGUAUUGGGUUGGCGAGUACAAGGCAGCCUCAAACGGGUUUCAAGGGUUUUCUCUCUACUCUUCUUCCGAUUUAAUCAAUUGGGAUUCUCACGGACUCAUCCUUCCUCCCUCCUCUUCUCUUCCGUUUCAAGUCGGAGAACGACCCAAGUUGAUCAAAAACUCCAGCACAGGGGAGUAUGUGCUAUGGUUCCAUGCAGACUCCUCCAACUAUUCUUUGGCUAAAGUUGGAAUUUGUUAUGCGAACAAGGUGACUGGACCGUAUACGUGUCCGGAGAACGGCGUGUUUAGUCCGUUAGGUAUGGAAAGUAGGGAUAUGAACGUUUAUGUGGAUACGUAUAACAACAAUCAGGGCUACUUAUUGUUUGCAACGAAUGGAAAUGCCGAUGUGGGGAUCGCAAAGAUGACUAGCGAUUAUAAGAAUCUUACUUCGCUGGUAGGAACCAUUGCGUCCAGACUGGAAGGUUUUGGUGUCUUCCGUGACGAUGCGGGACUCUACAAUAUGGUGGUCAGCAACCAAAGUGGAUGGCAGCCAAAUGCCAACUCUCUUUACACUACUCCUAAUCUUGGAACCCAAGUUCCUACGUAUUCGAACUACAUUGCGAACAACGCCUACAACACGUAUAACAGCCAAAACACUUUCGAGAUUAGCCCAAACGACAAUCUCGAGGUGUACCUGGGCGAUAGGUGGUGGGAAACCGAUCUCCAACAGUCUUCUUACGUCUGGUAUCCGCUAGUGAACAGGCAGUUAGUACACGCUCCGCUUUGGAAACCCGACGCAUCGAAUGCUCGAGGAUACUCUGCUCCCAGUAACAAAACCUUCCCUCUCUCCCCCUCGACCACUACCAUCAGUGGUAAUUCUCAAGCAGUCUUCUCUUCAUGUUCAGCCUGCCCUUCAGGCCAAAUCGCAACCUACGUCGGUGACGGAAACACUUUCACCCUAAACAGCGUCUCCACUCCCAGUGGCGCUGCUGGUAACGUUUGGAUUAGUAUUUACUAUUCCAACCAGGACAGCUAUCCUGAUUGGAGGUUCGGUACGGUUAGCGUUAAUGGAGCAAGUGCGCAAAAUGUCACUUACCCCACAGGAGGUAGUCCAAAUGGUGUACUGCAGGAUACCCCAGUAAAGGUACAGCUGAGCGCAGGUAGCGGGAACAAGUUGACUUUUGGUGCAAGGGGUGGAGAUUCUGCCGCUGAUAUUAGCCAUGUUAUUGUUUGGCAGAGUGAUCAGUGA